UUUGUUCUCGGUCUUCAAAUAACCCUAGAACAGAACAGAACAGAACCUUCAAAUUGUAAUUUAUUCAUCAUCAAUGGCACCUCUUGAUCCUCACUCUUUCACAGACUCCGACCACCCACUCACCACCCACAUCUCACUCUCUCUCUACUUCGAUUUCCCAUCUUCAAUCAUCCAUGGCUCUGCCCUGCUCUCUCUACCCACCCCUCACUCAGGUCCCAUCUUCCUCGAUACCCGAUCACUCUCCAUCACAUCCGUAAUCGACCACGACACCAAAUCACCUCUUCCCUUUUCUCUAUCCACCGACAUUGAUCACAUCAAGGGCCAAAACCUCACCGUUACACUCUCAAAUCACACCAAAUUCCUCAUUAUUUUCACCACCACCCCAGAAAGCUCCGCCCUUCAAUGGCUUUCUCCGCCUCAGACGUUCAACAAGUCUCACCCUUUCGUCUAUACCCAGUGUCAAUCCAUUCACGCCCGAUCUGUCUUCCCCUGCCAGGACACUCCUGCAGCGAGGAUCCGCUACUCCGCCCGUCUCAACUUCCCUUCCCAGCUAUCGUCUGUCAUGUCCGCGCGCCACCAUGGAAGACGUUCUCCUGCAGCCGGAGACGUUGCUAUGGCUUGUGAAGAUUCUGUCUGGUGUGCGGAGGGGAGAGUUGUUGAGGAAUUCGAAAUGGAACAGCCGAUUCCACCUUACCUGUUCGCCUUUGCCGUUGGGGAAAUUGGGUUUAGAGAAGUGGGUCCCCGGACUAGGGUCUAUGCUGAGGCAGCGCCGACGGUGUUGGAUUCUGCGGCUAGAGAAUUUGCGGGUACGGAAGAAAUGAUCAAGGUUGGUGAGAGAUUGUUCGGGAAGUAUGAUUGGGAAAGAUUCGAUUUGUUAGUGUUGCCUCCUAGUUUUCCUUAUGGAGGAAUGGAGAAUCCUAGGAUGACAUUCUUGACGCCGACUGUGAUUAAGGGAGACGAAACUGGUGCCCAGGUUGUUGCUCAUGAAUUGGCUCAUAGCUGGACUGGCAAUUUGAUCACUAACAAAACUAAUGACCAUUUUUGGUUGAAUGAGGGAUUUACAACAUAUGCUGAGAGGAGAAUAGUUGAAGAAGUACAAGGAAAAGAUACAGCUGCAUUGAAUAUUGGAAUUGGUUGGAGAGGUUUGGUGGAAGAAAUGGUAAGGUUUAAAGACAACAUGGAGUUCACAAAGCUUAAAACUAAUCAGGAAGGAGUUGAUCCAGAUGAUGUUUAUUCUCAAGUUCCAUAUGAGAAAGGUUUCCAAUUCAUAUGGCGCAUUGAGAGAGAGGUUGGAAGGGCUGCAUUUGAUGAGUUCCUGAAGAAAUACAUAGCGACAUUCAAGUUCCAAUCGAUUGACACGGAUAUGUUUCUUAAAUUUUUAAUUGAGAAUAUUCCUGGUAUAGAGACUAAAAUCGAUUUGAAGUUGUGGACUGAAGGAACAGGAAUUCCUGCGGAUGCAAUGGAGCCAGUUUCGAACAUAUAUUCCAGCAUUGUUUCGCUUUCAAACGAGUUCAAGCUGGGGCGAAUGCCACGAGAGGAUGAAGUGGCCAAUUGGCGAGGGCAGGAGUGGGAGCUUUACUUGGAGAACCUUCCAAAAACUGUUGAGGCUUCUCAGGUAUCUGCAUUGGAUGCACGUUAUAGCCUAUCGGAAUCGAAAGACUAUGAGGUGAAAGUGGCGUUUCUGCAACUGGCUGUUUCAUCUAGGUGUAGGGAUUACUAUACCGAGGUUGAGAAAACACUUAAAGAUGUGGGGAGAAUGAAGUAUCUUCGUCCGUUGUAUUCUUCACUUGUGCAAGGAGUUGGAAAUGAAGAGGAUAAAACUUUCGCGAAAAGGGUUUUCUUGGAGACUCGCGACUGUUAUCAUCCUAUAGCUCAAGGCGUUGUCGAGUCGAUUUUGUCCAAGCAUGUCUAACUUUUCUCUGCUUCUUGUUUAAGUAUAAGCCUAGGUUGUUGGCUGAUCUCAAUAAAGAAUUUCCCAACUUUUGUAACUUGUUUUGGUCAAACUUAUCUAUGUUCAUCCUGCUCCUACUUGACUGAA
Molecule: messenger RNA, 2038 nt
Organism: Impatiens glandulifera
Lineage: Eukaryota; Viridiplantae; Streptophyta; Magnoliopsida; Ericales; Balsaminaceae
Product: leucine aminopeptidase
Exons: 3
Coding region: 74-1912 (612 amino acids)
Biological process (GO): proteolysis
Cellular component (GO): cytosol
Molecular function (GO): metallopeptidase activity; zinc ion binding
Source: RefSeq, a predicted model, not a curated record